UCCUUACCAAUCGCAAUGUUAUGGAAAGUCCUUCUGUUGAUAUUGACUGCGCAUGCACAUGGUCGAAAUGAUUUGGGUCUCGCGCAGGAUUCGCAAGCAGCACCCAUACUUGGACAAUUCGUUUUAUCAUCUUCAUCAGGGGUAACGGUCCUGGCUAGUAAAAGUGAUGGUCCAGCUGGAAAUAUCGUAGUUGUGAACUGGAAGCAGACCUGCCAACAACUUUGCAGUGAAGGUUACGGAGGGCCAGCCUGCGGGCUGUCCUGCCUGGAACAUGAAACUACCAAAGAAGUCAACAUACUUAAAUUAACAACUGGAACUCAAAAUGAAGUUUGUUCAACUUUAUGUGCAAAUGGGUUAGGUUCACAAAAAUGUGGCUGUGCGCUCAAGCAACCACCACAACUACAUCCUGAUCACGAUGAUGUGUGCCGAGUGUUUUGUGCGUCUGCUAGAAUUCAGCUGAACGGUUGUAGUCAGUGUACUGCAGAGCAUGUUUCCGAUUUAGCAACAGAUCUGGAUUACCAAACCACAACACCGAAUUGGGACGAACUUUGCAUCGAUUGGUGUAAAAUGGGUGAAGGCGGGACAUUAUGCAAUUGUGAUUUACCUCCUUUUGUUUAGGAAUGUGGAUAAUUGUUAUCUAGCGAUUAAGGAACGUUUUAUUUGUAAUAACGAAAACCCGAUUAGUUUAAAUUUUGUUUUUGUUAACUAAAUACCAGAAUUAAGAAUAUAAAAUCAGAACAUAUCUAAUGGAAGCAGCACCGCAUGUUUCCUCUUUGUGCAAUGAAUUUCUUUUCUGUUUGGAUUCAAAGUAAAUUUUCUAUUAUUCAUUGACAUAAUGGAAUAAAACAUUACGACACAAAAAAAUCAAAGGGCUUCCAAACAAAGUCAUUUUUAAGGGAAUCUUAUGUAGCAGUGUAUAAGGUAUGUAGAUUCUCUUGCCAUAUUGACAUUCCAAAAAUAUUAAUUAGGUUUAAUGUGAACUCACAAUAUUGGUUGAUUGUUAAACUUCUUUCAAUUUCCGAUCGGAAAUUGAACGAAAUGCACUCCAUUCUGAUAGAGACAUCUCUAUCAAAAGUCAAUUUUUUAGUAUAAAUCCUAUGAUGAGAUUUUGAGUUGUUUUCAAUCGACAGGAAGUAGUGCUUUAGUUUACUAUGCCAAGAUAACUUAUUUAUCUGUACAUAAUGUACAUUCUUAUAAAUUUGAGCCAGUAACAUCAACCACAAAAAUCAAUCCAAUAGACAAUAUAUACUAUCUAUUGAAGGCAUGUCAAAUUUAAAGAGUGAAUAAACUGCUAUCAAAGACAAUAAAUAAUAAUAAUUCUGUCAGUAAUGAAUCAAAUGCACUGUUCAAAAACAAUUGAGUAAUGUUUGUAAGUUACUAAGCAGAACAGUGUCGAAUUUCACAGUCUACAACGUAACACAUUGAAAAUCUGCAUAAUGACCUACCUAAAUAAAAUAACGGAUCAACGGUAAUUUCGACUGUUCUCAUCAGACAUCUUAUUAUUGUAAAAACUCAAUAAAUGUUCAUGUAUUGUAUGUUUACGCAAGCAAUUAAUAUGGAAUUGCGGCAAACCAAACAUAAAAUAUUACAAAUACUGAUUAUUUAUUAUGUAAACGAAGAAAAAAUGUACAAUAAAAAAAUACAACAUUGAAAUGCAAUGACAUUGAGACAAUAAAUUAAAUAGUCUAUAACCGUACUAUUGAAUAUUGGAGAUCAUAGAAAUAAACUACUUGUUUAGACACCAA
Messenger RNA from Malaya genurostris, 1745 nucleotides. RefSeq lists its product as uncharacterized. The record is from RefSeq and is a predicted model, not a curated record. Lineage: Eukaryota; Metazoa; Arthropoda; Insecta; Diptera; Culicidae. The coding region runs from base 16 to 618 and encodes 200 amino acids. The transcript has 3 exons.